GCGUCUUUCAGCAGGAGCGCUGCUGCGCGUCUCUUCUCUCAAGAAUGGAAGAUGUGUGUGACCAUCUCAUCAUAAACUCGGCAUCUGGUGGGCAUCACAGCGCCCGGUGGAUUCGACUCUUGGCCGGGUCUCCGUUAACUGGCACGUUUUCCCUUUGGUUCUUUGAUUUCGUGAAAGCGGCAGGUGAUUCUUUCAUUCUCUGACAAACAGACGGGGCCCUCCCUUUACGCCAAGAGAGCAACAGCAACUCAUCAACAACUCGGCAUCGUCACACCAAGAGAUCCCCAACGCGGGAUUACGGGGCAUUGUGAAUGGUACAACUAUAGGGAAGCGAGAAGCAGCCGGGACACGAGCGAUGGUCUCGUCCGGGAGAAUUGUGGUGGAUUUGACGGCGGAUUCGACCUCAGCUAGUGAAGAUGGGGGGAGUGAAGGUGGCGAUGGUGUGGCCGACGAAACUGGUGUCAGGACAACGACCUUGAACCACCCUCACAACGGCGACCGGCUGCGAUCACAACUAGCUUCACAACCCUAUGUGUCUGAGCGGCCCCAUCACCAUGCGCGGAACUCGGCUCCGCAACAUGGGAAAGCUAGUAGAGGGCCUAGUCCCUCCUCUUUAUCUGAUGCUACAGCCACAUCCGCGCCUGCGAGUAGAAGGCGGACUCCCAAUGGGUCACCAGUGGCUAAGAGCAAGUCAGGGCUGGAUGGAACACCAUCAAAGUCAAUAAUGCGAUUUUCAACACGGGACGAGAUUCGGGAUUCACAGUCGCCAACUCUCAAAAAUACGGCCCAGCACCCGACCCCGCAGUCGCAAACUUCACUUUCGCUCCAACUCUCAGAGUUCAGAGGCCACGAGACGCCGAAAUCAAUGACGCCACAAAAGGUCGACGAUUGGACAGUAGACUCCAUUGCCGACAUCCUCAGGUCCUUUGUGAAUGAGGUCAGUGAGGAUCAUGCGCAUCUCGUUCAUUUUCUGCUUGAUGAAGACGAGAGAAAUGCGCCCAAGCCUCAACACAUUAGCUCUGUGGAUGCGUUCGCCGAUAUGAAACCUCUCACGGUUGACCAUGAUGAAUCGGCUGGGAAUGAAAUAGAGACUAUGACUCUCAAAUUCAAGCAACAUAGUGGCGAGCAAGGGAAAGCCAUAAGAGCACACGGGAAACAUAUCGAUUUCCCUGUUGUGUGCAUCGCCUCAGACAGGCAAAGUGUUCCACGAUACAGGUUUCAUCAUGUUGAAAUUCGCAAAAAUAUUCUUGCGCCAAAUUCCAUGCUAAACUUUGUGCCACAUCUUCGUGAUGUUGACCCGAACUCGGCUGAGGAAAAGAGGUACGCCGAGUGGCUCAAUGAACUGGAGACUCUUGAUAAGUUGUCUGGCUUCAAAGCCCUUGGUCGGGUACAGAGGCUGGCCAAGAGAGCGCAGAAUGAAUACGCAGCUAUCUUAUCAACCUACCUGGAGCCGUGGUUGGAGAGGCUGGCCAUUGACGGCUGCACCAAAACCACUCUCAUCCGCUACAUGGCAAGCCAGCCAGAGAGUGAUGAUGCCAUCACCCCGCAACAGAGGAGCCACCUUCUUGACACAUACAACGAAGGUGCUGGGUCACCCCGUGGUUCUAGAGCAGCCAAGCUCUUCACUGAAGCUUUUGACAAAGUCUUUGGUGACCCCAAGAACCAGAGACCCAUCACCCUCAGUGAUGUCUUGAAGCUAGACAAGGCCGUGGAGCCUAUCUUGGACAACAGGAAGACCAAGAAUACGCCGAGUGCCCAAAGGCAUCAGAAUAGAGAGCUGACGCAAAAGGUUGUGGAAUCUCUGGGGAGCUACUCGGCGUUGGGCUGUCUGAUCUGUUUCAGUCAUGACUGUGAGCACGGUGAAAUCGAUGGAGAUAAUCAGAAGCGGUGCUUGUCUCUCGAUGAAAUCGGCGGUGUUGCAUCUGCUCUGCGGGCUAAGUGGAUGGCACAACUUCAAGACCACUCAAGCAAACAAUCAAGCCUUGUCUUGAAAUCAAAUCCCCAACCUUGCCGGAAUUCCUGCUAUCGCACUCACGAUACCGGGAAACCAGGUUAUGUGGAAAAGCCAUGGUCUGGAAACGAGGUCACGGUCCUUGAGCAGGUGUUUGCGACUCUGGGCUACAGCUCGUCCCUCAUGCCGCAGUGUUUUGUUGCUGCUGUGCUGAACCGGCCCUGUUGGGAUGUACAUCGCAAAUUCAGGGAGCUCAGCCUGGCACUUCCUGCUGUCCCCGAGGCUUUUGAGACCGUCAAGGGACCCAAGCCAGUUACGUGGUAUGAUCGGAGAAAGAAGCAGCUAUUGAGUGGUUGGGAAGAUGCAACUGUCACGCACGAGCAUUCGCUACGGGAAAUAUGGACGCCCUGCCAUCACGAGGGUGCGUGUACGGCUGCGAACGGCUGCCAAUGUGCAUCCAAGGGGAGACACCCCGUCCUCUGCGAGCGAUUCUGCUUAUGUACGGCAGAAACAUGUGCCCUCAAGUUUACUGGGUGUGCCUGCCAUUCGCUAGGCAAGACAUGUAUCCAACGCCAGAAAGAAGGGAAGCCGUGUAUCUGUGUUCAACUCAACCGGGAAUGCGACCCUGUCCUUUGCAAGGGAUGUGGAGCGAAGGAGAGAGCUGAUCCUGAGAACGCCUACGAUGAACAGCUUCAUUCGACGGGGUGUCAGAAUGUACCCAUGCAACGCGGCGCCACCAAGGCGGUCGUGAUAGGUUCCUCCCAGCUGGAGGGCUGUGGAUAUGGUCUCUUUGCUGCGGAGGAUAUAGCGCAGGACGAGUUUAUCAUUGAGUACACUGGCGAACUUAUUAGCCACGACGAGGGCGUUCGCCGCGAGAAUCGCCGCGGUGACGUGUUUGACGAGGAAAACAAGAUUUCAUAUCUUUUCACGCUUCUUGAGCAGGAGGGCAUAUGGGUGGACGCGGCCAUUUAUGGGAACCUCAGCCGGUACAUCAACCAUGCCAACGACACCUGCAACAUCACCCCAAAAAUCAUGUAUGUCAACCAUGAGUUCCGCAUCAAGUUCUCGGCACUUCGUGACAUCAAGGCCGGGGAGGAGUUAUUCUUUAACUACGGUGACAACUUCCCUAACUUGACCAAGAAGCUCGUAGAGUCACGAGAGAGCGGUGGGAAGGAAAAGGGCAGCGGGAAUGGCGCGCCGAAGCGCAAAGGAGGCGCUCAACGUGCUGCCCCCCGCAAAACCACAUCCAAGUCGAGCCGGCAUUUGGACUAUCGAGGCAGUGACGAUGAGUUGUUCUUUGACGAGUUACGCCGCCGGCAAGAUGAUGAAGAUGGCGUGGACUAUGGGGAGACCCCUAACAAGAAGCAACGUGGUAAACGAGGCGGAGCAAGGCCUGGUGCUGGUCGUAAGAAAAAACAAGCACAGCCGGCUGAGGAAACCGGCGAAUACCAACACGCCACCGAGAUUAGUGAUAGUCAAGGCGAGAGCGGGGCCCUAGAAGAAACUCCUUCACGACGGCGCAUCUCCAAACAUCCAUAUGCCAGCACGGCAUUUGGCGCCAAUGGCGCAGUUAGCGGCCCUGGUCAGGAACCCGUGAAGAAAAUCUCUAAGAGAGGGGGCGCACGACCUGGCGCAGGGCGCAAACCAAAGCAUCGACCUGGCACCGCUAAGACUACCAGCAGCAGCAAGAUUGGAAAGACGAGUCCCGGCAGCAGCACUACUAGUCCUAGCAACAGCAGCGAGAAAUCCAUCAACAACAUCGGAAGGCAUGGCACCGACUCCGAAGAUCACCCACUCGCCUACCGCAACCGGUUUUCUCGCCCCGGGCCCUCAACGCUCUCAAACUCCAUCUCUACCACAGCGGCGGGUAAGAAGCGCAAGGCCUCCGACUUCGAGGAGGAGGCUCAGAGCCCGUCAGGUGACGGUGACCACCACCGCGAUUUUGAGUCACAUGUUCAGUCCAACAGAAACAACAGUGCGGGGCUGUAUAGACAGAGCAUCUUUCAACCGAUCGACUCUUCUACCUCCUCCCACUCUGACCAGUCGGUGGUGAAUGGGAGAGGUGGGGGGAGAUACAACGAUGACGACAACGAAGGGGACGAGGACGAUGAUGACGACGACGACAGCGUCCGUGGGUCGAGAAAGAGGCAAAAGCCCUGGAGAUACAGGGAUGAGAAGGAGUAGGAAUUUUUCUCUUUCCCGGAAUCGAGGCCGAGGGUGACUAGGGGGCCGAGGCUGAUGAUGAAGGCGUGAGGCUGCGUGGUAAAGUCAUUUGUUGCAAGUUUACUUGGAGAAUCAUCAUGGCUCGAUGAGAGGAUAAUUAGCACUGUACGGGGGGAAAGGAGCUUGACGGAAUUGCUUGACACUAAGGGAUUCGCGGUUGAUAUUGGGGUGGGUGGAGAGGUGAUGCAUUCAACAAAGCAAGGUGGUGAAGGGGGGGUAUAGGAAGGGUGGGUGGGCCAAAUAGGAUGGUUGUGUAAAGGCUGUAUUGUAUCAACAUGGGACCAGGUAUCAAGGUAGCGGAAUAGUGACUUAGAGAAUUAGUGGGUUAGAGAGCU
Podospora pseudopauciseta is the source of this 4509-nucleotide messenger RNA. It is a transcript of the gene PaKMT6, whose product is annotated as H3K27me3 methyltransferase. Gene Ontology annotation, cellular component: ESC/E(Z) complex; nucleus. NCBI's taxonomy places the organism in Eukaryota, Fungi, Ascomycota, Sordariomycetes, Sordariales, Podosporaceae. The record is from RefSeq and is a predicted model, not a curated record. Gene Ontology annotation, biological process: heterochromatin formation. The coding region runs from base 356 to 4135 and encodes 1259 amino acids. Gene Ontology annotation, molecular function: chromatin binding; histone H3K27 methyltransferase activity; protein binding. The transcript is spliced from 2 exons.